This is a messenger RNA of Venturia canescens, 6184 nucleotides long. It is a transcript of the gene Pp2C1, whose product is annotated as protein phosphatase 2C. The record is from RefSeq and is a predicted model, not a curated record. NCBI's taxonomy places the organism in Eukaryota, Metazoa, Arthropoda, Insecta, Hymenoptera, Ichneumonidae. Gene Ontology annotation, biological process: peptidyl-threonine dephosphorylation; negative regulation of gene expression, epigenetic. Bases 2132 to 5125 code for a protein of 997 amino acids. Gene Ontology annotation, molecular function: cation binding; mitogen-activated protein kinase binding; protein serine/threonine phosphatase activity. The transcript has 6 exons.
AACUCAUUUCCGACACGUGCGACAAGUCAGGACUCUCCCGAGCGAUUCUUGAAAAUAAAACCGAUGAAUAAGCCCGCGGAAAUGGUAUAAGCGAACGCGCAGUGGCCUUAUAUCUUUCAAAGUGCGAAAGAGGAAACUCCGAUCGGAAAUAAAACUCAGGAAUACGCCGAGUUGUGUUACACGCUGAACCAUUUUCGCGAAGCGAUGACACUUCACGACGGUAGCGCCGCUCUUGGGAUAAUUGUUAAUUCAACAAACUUAUAUAUAUAGCUGUGCAAUCUUGAAAUCUGCCAUUAAAGUACAUAUGUAAACGGUAAAAUCUGCGAAAAAAAACACGAGAAUGUGACUUCUCUUCGUCGGUUUUUAAUCAGGAGUUAUCGCCGAAAACGUAGUGAGUCUUUAUAAGGAAGUACAAGCAUGAAAUGACGAAAAUAUCGAUCGGCUCAUGGAUUCGAACUCAGUGCUCGCGUCGUAGCGGUGUGGAUAGUUCAAGAUUCAAGAAUGUUUUGUAGUCGUUGUGAACUUGGAGCUUGGAGCAAGCGGAAUAGCUUGGAAUGGGUUAUAAACGAAUAAAACGUGGCAACGCCGUACUGCGUGAGUCAAGUUGCGCAGCCGAACAGGCCGUGAGCGAGACGAGAUCCGAGAACGGGCCACUGCCGCCACUGCCAAGCUAUAUCAUCGUUGAACGAUCUGUUGAGGGGAAAGGCAGGGGGAAUAAGGAAUCGAGUCUUUUGGGUCGAAGAGAGUAAAGAGGGGAUACAUAAAAGUUUUCCACAGCGCGUUUGUGUAUAGAAGAGAGUGCUGCAGAAGAGUAAACGUUGGGGGAUUUACAGGAAAGGUUGAAGUGGGACGCAAGGGGAAAGUUGGACAAGGCGGUGCGCGACGUGUGGGGUAGGCUGCGCACCAGAACUGCGCGUGUGCACAAUAACUGAAUCUUUCCAAUUCUAAACGCACGCAUCUCCACGCGGUAGUGAAGCAAGCCAAUUAUUAUUCAAUCAUUUCUUUAAAUUUUUCUUGAACAUUGUUUCACUUGAUACAUGUUAUUAUAUUUUUUCACGAGUUGAAAGAACACUGGUAUAAAAUCAUUGAUUUUUCCGACGAAAAAUCGACCAAGUACAUGGAUUCUCACCAUAGGAAGGAAAAAUAGUUUUUUUUUUUUAAUUAAUAACGGAGCUCGGGCGCGAGCGUGAAAAUCUUUGAAAAAAUUCCGUCCGCUGCUUUCUAUCCCGUGGCCCUCUCGAAUUCCCUCGUUCAAUUAUUGUAUGUGCGAAAAGGAUAGAAGAGGCAGAGAGAAGGGAAGAGACAAAGAGAGAGGAGAGAGAGAGAGCAAGUCAGCGCCGAGGUUAGAACAAGUGAGACGGAGAAUGUGUUUUACCCGCAGCGUGAGGCAUCUGGUGGCGAACAUGAGCGAGGCGUACAGGCGGAGUCUUUGUGUGAGUUGAGGAAAGACAGAGAGCGAGAGCUUCAUUUGCACAUGCGCAAUCGCUUUUACUCGCCUUCACACUCUUAUUACCGACGUGUCGUCCGACGUACAUAUGUUAAAAAAAAUAAAGAUACGCUUUGCUAGCGGUUAGGUAGGGACCUUGUCUAGCUACGAUAAUAGUAGAAAGAGCGGGAAAGAGUGUGUGAGAGAAAGAGAACGCAUGAGACAGCAGAAGGGAGUGGGACGGGACGGUUUUAUCCCCACCAUUGGGACUUUAGCACUACAAACUUCCUCCAAGUCUCGGCCGUGUAUCCAGCGAGUGGAGCAUCGAUGUCGACCGGACGAUCGUCGAAACACAGUGUGGCGCGUUAGUGAGUGCGCGCUAGUGUGUGAUAAGUGCGUUGAGAUCUCGAAGUUGCACGGUAAAGCUUUUAUAAAACACAUUGGUAUAAAUGCGAGGCUUCCGCUUUACCGCAUCGAACAUCAGUGAAGGCAGUACAGUAUUUUUUUUUCAAAGCACAAAUAUACUCGCAUAUUCGAUGAAAUUCGAUUCGACGUGUUCGUAUUGAAAGUGGAAGGAAAAAAAUAUACGGCUGCUGGUGCUACGAGCUCAAUGUUCGUGCGGCUGAGAAUCGAAAUCAUUCCUUUUCUCAACCUCUUCGUAUUGUUUUGAACGAACGUGUUCUCACGAAAUUCAAGAGGUUCAAGAUGCCGCUAAGCAUCAAGGUUAAUCUCCGGGUGACCGGUCACUGUAAUCAGGGCGGUCGAAAGUAUAUGGAGGAUAUGUUCAGCGUGGCCUAUCAGCAAACUUCUGACGACAAGGAUCUCGAGUACGCUUUUUUCGGCAUUUUCGAUGGCCACGGCGGAGGUGAAGCUGCCACUUUCGCCAAAGAACAUCUUAUGGAUAUUAUCGUUAAGCAACGUAACUUUUGGAGUGACAAAGACGAAGAUGUUCUUAGGGCUAUUAAAGACGGAUAUAUUAAUACCCAUUAUGCUAUGUGGAGAGAACUCGAUAAAUGGCCGACAACUGCUUCGGGCUUACCAUCUACCGCGGGAACAACUGCAAGCAUUGCUUUUAUCAGAAAAGGCAAAAUUUACAUUGGCCAUGUAGGAGAUUCUGGCAUUAUUUUGGGCUAUCAGGAAGAAGGUGAUCCCCAAUGGAAAGCUAAAGCUCUGACAAAAGAUCACAAACCUGAAAGUGGACCCGAAAUGAUAAGGAUUCAAGAGUCAGGUGGAAAAGUCGUUAGCAAAUCUGGUGUUCCAAGAGUAGUAUGGAACAGACCUAGAAUCGGACACAAGGGACCAGUUCGCAGAUCCACUCAUAUCGAUGAAAUUCCAUUCCUUGCAGUCGCUCGAUCUUUGGGUGAUUUGUGGAGUUAUAACUCGGAGCUGGACACUUUUGUUGUUUCUCCUGAGCCUGAUGUGAAAGUUGUCACUGUAGAUGUAAAAUCUCAGCGGUGCCUCAUUUUUGGAACUGACGGCUUAUGGAAUAUGUUGACACCUCAGGCUGCUGUUGCCAUAGUCCAAUCCGCGGAGAGACAUAACGAGAAACAUCUCAUAGCAUCCCAACAGACUGGUCACGCACAAGCGGAUGCUCAAAUGUGGAUAAAUCCAUCAAAGAGUUUGGUAGACACGGCUCUAGAAAGAUGGUUUUCAACGAGAUUACGUGCGGACAAUACGAGCGUUGUAACACUUAUGCUCGAUCCACCGGGGCCUUCCCGUAGUGAGGUGCUUAUGAGCCGAAAAAAUGACAGCACGAUAUCGCCGAAACACGAUGUCGCUUCAAUUCCUCGGACUGUGACGCCGAUCGUACCACCGGAAAGUAUGGUUCAGCCGUUGGAAGUUCCGGUCACAUCGGAAACGUCGGUAGACGAUCAAGCUCCGAGUCCAAAAGUUCCGGACACUUCCGAUGCGUCGUACAGCAACAAUAUUUUGGCGAAUAAACCUCAAGAACUAGAGUCGAAUGAGAUCGCAGAAACGCCGAAAUCGACGAGUGAAAAUGUCAAGGAUAACGAAUCCGAAGACGUAACGGUCUCAGAGUCGACCUGUCGAGAGAGUAUUCAAGUAGCGGAAAUAUCAUCAAGUGAUAUCAUCUUCGAGGAGACAUACAAGCCAACGAUCGAAGAUUCUAAUGAAAUAGAACCGACAGCUGAUACGAUUGAUGAAAACGUGAGCACGAAUGACAGUUCAGAAACUUCCAACACCGAUUCUACGUCCGAAUUGACGUGUAACCCAGCGUGCGAUGUGAACACGAUCGUAAGUAAUCCAACGACAUUGGAAAAGGUUUCUUCGAAAAGCGACAAAUCGGGCACUGGAUUAUCAGUUCUGUUACGACAAAAUGCAUUUUGCGGAUCGUGCGAAGAGCUUCAAAAUCGGCCAAGAUUGAGACGCGAUGUUCGUCGUCCUUACGCCUCUGUGAAUUUAGAUCGUAGCCACGAGCCAAAAGAUCCUCCAGGAAUUGUCGCAAUUUCGAAUGUACCAACUCGUAGACCAUCGGGCCUCUUAGUAACGCAUUUAGAGCCGAAAACCGGGAGACGUCAUAUCGUUAACGCAUCGUCAGGGUUUCGCGGUGAAAGGCAAAAGUCCUAUUUUACCCCGGUUGGUCCAAGAUUGAAAAGAGAUUCGAUGGGUGGCUUGUCGUGCAAAUUCGAGUCUCCCCCUAAUGAGAAUCCAUGUAAAACCGCAAGUUCAAUGGAUUCGAGCGAAGGGACAACUGUUGUUGGCUCCAAACGCAGACACAGCUCGACUUCCGAACGUGCAGAACCACCAAAGUGUUCCGUAGUACCGGAACCCUCGACAAAACGCAGAACACGUUCGGAGGACCGACCAGGACCAACGGACGAAAAUGAUCCGUCGAAUCAAGGAAAACUUCCUCAACAACAGACACAACCACAAAAACAGCACAGUAGGCUACGAUGGCCCGAAGAAUCAAUCUCAUCCUUGAGAUCUCGACGUGGAAGCUGCUCCGCAGGCUCAACUUCCGGUGCGACGAGCACUUCUCUUGGUGGACAGGAAAAGUUACCAUCACCGACUUCAUUUCAACGACGUAGUUUAGAGAAAAAAGCUACCCCUGUUAAAACUAUUCGUAGGCCGUCAAUCAACGGCUCAAGUCGUCCACAACUUAGAGGAAGUUUCGCUCUCAGAGAGUGGGAUCAGAGUAAAUCGGGACAUCGUCCCCCGUGCACCGGUCGUUCCAGAUUAAAUCGUACUGUAGGUGGUGUUAUUGGUUCACCAAAUGAUUCUUCACCCGUACCAAGUCUACAACGCUGGUUAAGAUCCGAUACCCUCGCUGCCACACCAGUGAAAACUCUUAGAUCUCGUAAUAUCGACAUCGACGGUCAUACAAUACCGGCUCAAAUAGCCCAUCAAUACGGUAUUGUGAAACCUAAUCGAUUAUCUCUACCGGCGAAACUUAAACUCGCUAACAAAGUCAGUAAACCCUCGUCUCCAGCUUCGUCAUCCUCGUCCUCGUCCACGACUUCCGUCUCGACUCCCUCCUCGUCGACCUCAGCCAAUAACUUUGCAAGUGGCAAGUUAACGAAACAAAACAUCACCGUGAACAACGGUAAUGCUAGUACGACGAAUGCCAAUUCCGGAACCUCCACCAGCUCCGUUAUCACCAAACGUGUCAAAUCUCCUUACAAUCCAGCAGCUCGAUCCGCACUUGGUACACGAUCGCGCCUCAAACGCCUCGGCAAGUGAAUUCCCACUUUUUGUCACUAUUCCUCCCGUUGUUCCGUUCCUCUUUAUUUUUCAUGCAAAACUCUGAGGUCGAUUGAUGAAUUUUCUUUCGUCUCCCCGCCAAGAAUUUAGGACCUGAAAAUCAGUCCUACCAAAUUUUAUAUUUCGACAUUUCAUCAGUGGAUUCCCCGAAGGGAGGAAUUGGCACCUUGCCUAUUAUUUUUUUUUUCUCUGAAUCACCAUGCCGUAAAUUAUAUUUUCCAAUAUCGUCGCAUCCGACAUUUCAUCCACCGUAAUUUCUCGUCUCAAUCUUAUCGAACCUGUAGAAAAAAAAAUUUUUAUGUUUUAAAAUAAUGCUGCUGAAGCAUAAGUUAAAUGCGAGAAUUUCGAUAACUCGUCCUUGAUCAAUACUUCGAAAUUUUAUCGACCAAACCUCCGGAGAACUCGCAUUUUUUGCGCCUGAGUUUGGAUUUGAUCAAUUCUAUAUAAUUUAAAAAUCAUAUGAAUUACGAAUUACACUUCGUAAGGUUUUCAAAUUAAUUCCUUAUAUUCGAAAUCACGGUGCAAAAAAGUGCGACUUUAAGCGAGAUCUUAGCUAAAUUUACGAAGUAUUAUGACCCUUGAUUCGGGCGAGAACUUUUGUCAAUUUGCUGAAAAAUAAAAAACUGCAAGUGCAACGGGAGAGGUCAAAAAAAUUCGAAUUCCUUUCGAAAAGCAUUCUGACAUACGAUUUUUUGUUGAUUUUUUUUCCUUGUGAGUAUUUGCUAUCAUUUUUCUAUCUUCAGCAAUAUUAUUUUUACAUUUUUUUCCGGAAAAUGCACACAUUGUUUCAUUCUUUUUUUUCCGUUUAUGUAGAUAAUAAUUAUGGCAAACUACAAAACCGUGAAUCGAACAUGAUAAAUUCUGCAUUCGAUCGUCACCGAUUAUUCGUUCACAUUUUAGGUCCAUUGAAUUUAAAAUGAAACCAUGGAACUCUGUCAAAAAUAUUCUUCGAUUUCAUUGCUUCAAUGUUAUUCACAAGUAUCUUUGAAAAAAAAAAAAAACAAAGGACAAGAGUUGUUUCAAAAACUAAUUUCAUUU